Molecule: messenger RNA, 507 nt
Organism: Rotaria sordida
Lineage: Eukaryota; Metazoa; Rotifera; Eurotatoria; Philodinida; Philodinidae
Source: the annotation of a GenBank genome assembly
UUGGUUAUUUAUUUAGGUGUUGAUCGAACAGCUAAGGUUGGUGUGGUGGGUGAUAGUGCUGGAGCUAUGAUUAGCACAUCUGUUUGUCAGACGGUGAAAGACAUUGAUUUUCAAAUUCUUGUUUAUGGUUGGUAUGAUUUCACUUGUGCAACACCAUCUUUCAAGGAAUUUACAAAUCAACAAUAUUUUGUCACACCUGAAUUGGUUGAUUGGUGCAUCAAGAAUGCAUUUAAUGAUGGAUUUGACAUAAACGAUUCUCGAAUAUCCGUCUUUCGCAAUACAUCACUCGAAAAGUUACCACCAACUUUAUUGAUUGUCGCUGAACUAGACCCAGUUCGAGAUGAUAGUUAUACAUAUAAGGAACUUCUUGAUAAAGCUGGUGUAAAGAACAAGCUUGUACUUAUCAAAGGUGUUCUUCAUAGGUUUUUUCCUUUACCCGGAGUCUAUCCAAAAGCAUGUGCACAAGCUAUCGAUGCUAUUGGAGAAUUCAUGGCAUCGAUCUCAUAA